Molecule: messenger RNA, 4032 nt
Organism: Clupea harengus (Atlantic herring)
Lineage: Eukaryota; Metazoa; Chordata; Actinopteri; Clupeiformes; Clupeidae
Gene: zdhhc1
Product: zDHHC palmitoyltransferase 1
Biological process (GO): protein targeting to membrane; peptidyl-L-cysteine S-palmitoylation
Cellular component (GO): endoplasmic reticulum; Golgi apparatus
Molecular function (GO): protein-cysteine S-palmitoyltransferase activity
Source: RefSeq, a predicted model, not a curated record
UCGCUCAGUUGUGUCCUCUAGCAUCUCAUCCAAUUCAGAAUUCAAGAAUGGGAGUUCAUACUGAUUUCAAAAUAUGGUUGAAUAAUGAAGCCAGGCCACAAUGCAGUUCAGUGUCAGCCAUGUUGAUAGGACCCAAAUUAAUCUAUAGUGAAUGGGGAUAAACGGAAUUUGAUUUUUUUUUUUUUUUUUAUGUUUAAAAAAAAUAAUUAUCUACCCACCUGCAGUUGUAUUUACUUUCUCGUCUAUGGACAAUAUUUCAAACAUUGCCAUAAUUUGAAUUCGCACAUUGUGAAACCAAGGACUGUUCAGCAAGAAGGUUUCCUUGGUUGUAGUAUAUUUUAUUCAUGGAGAAUUCUGACAUGCGCUCUCUGGCCGAGCUUACUAGGCUACUUGGAUGUAUGUGGGUCCCACUAACAUGGUGCCUUUGGAAACUCAACAUGAAUCAUCACCAGGAUGCGCACUCUAGUCUAGUCCAAUGAGCUCAGUGGUAUCAACAAUGUUUUGUGGCAACAGCUUGCCUACUAGGUGUGUGUUUGACAGGUUGUCACUGAAUGAAGAAAUCAAUGGCGAUGAUAGAGAAUAUUAACCAUUUUUUUCUGUGCGUAAUGUAACGUUUGUGCCGUGCUAUGCUAAGCUAGGAUAAUCGCAUCCUCUUCGGGCUUUGUCAAGUAGCUUUACUAACAUUAGCAGUGGCAUUGAUCUGGUAGGUUUUUGCCGUUGGUUACUGGCAAGCGUUAGCUUGGUUCAAACGUAAACACUAGCAUUCAUGGUUGUUAACGUUUGAUCAGUCUGUAACAUAUUCUUAGUUAUUUGGUAACACUGAGGCAAGGCAGCUGUUUUAGCAAUCUAUUUUCUCCAUGGCAGAUAAUUAGCUUAACGUUGGCGGCUAACCUAUCCAGUCUUCUAAACAUUGUAUCAUGCAGUAUGGUGACUGUGGUAAAGUCGAAGGAAACCCGUUUGUCAGUCGCUACGUGUGAACAGUUUACUCAUCCAGUAAUUCUUGAUUAAUUGGCAUGCUACUGAAAGUAGCAAUACCGUUAGCAAACUAAAUGAAUGUUGGUUGCGAUGGCAUGGCUAUAAAAGUAUUCGGAGUAUGGAUUCGCCACGGCAGCUCCGUUAAUACUCUCCUUAUGCCGAGACGUACAAAAUCGUGGCCAUUGUGGAGUUAUAAUGCGAGAAUGGAGUCAGAGGUGGCUCAGUGAGACAUGAUAGGAUUCCGUUUCGGAGAGCCACCCUGUUGGCCUAACAAUAAGUUAGUCGUAACGCCGUGCAAGUUAGAAUUCCUGGUUGUAACAGAAAGCAGUUUGCCAUCAUGACUAAUUAGCGAGUUCAUUGUCAUCAGUGCCUUGAACAUGGCUAUUCUUCAGAAACGCUCCUAACCCUUGCCGAAAGUGUCCAUAUUCAUGGACGUCUGCAGCAAGAAUCCUAACCGGACAGCUCCAGUAACUGAAGGAGGACACAGGCAAGCAGACAUACCACUUUGCUCCCGCACGAACGGAUGGAGCUGGCCACCCCACCCUUUCCAGCUUCUGGCCUGGCUCCUUUACCUGUACUUCGCAGUUACAGGAUUUGGGGUGUUUGUCCCUCUUCUACCCCCUCAUUGGAUUCCAGCUGGCUACAUUUGCACUGGCAUUACAUUUGUCUGUCAUUUGUUUGUCCACCUUACUGCGGUUUCCAUCGACCCUGCUGACUAUAAUGUCCGGGCUAAGAGCUACAAGGGUCCAGUGCCGUUGUUCGAUCGGACGAAGCAUGCUCAUGUCAUUGAGAACUGCCACUGCUACCUCUGUGAGGUGGACGUGGGGCCAAAAUCAAAACACUGCAGUGCCUGUAACAAAUGUGUGGCAAGCUUUGACCACCAUUGCAGGUGGUUGAACAACUGUGUGGGAAGUCGGAAUUACUGGCUGUUCCUGACCAGUGUAAUCUCUGCUCUCAUUGGUAUAAUUCUGGUGGUGAUUAUUGCCAGUUAUGUGUUCAUCGAGUUUUUUUUGGAUCCCUCAAAACUGCGCUCAGACAAACACUUCCAAGUGAAGAAUGAGUCGGUGGUGUGGUUUGUGUUCUUGCCUGUGGCCCCCGUGUCCACCUCUGGCCCUGCCAUCCCUGCCCUGGCCGGCAUCACCGUCGCCUUCGGGUUGCUCUCGGCCCUGCUGCUGGGACACCUGCUUUGCUUCCACAUCUACCUCAUGUGGAAUAGACUCAGCACAUAUGAAUACAUUGUGCGUCAGCGGCAUCGUCAGGAGACUAGAGACUCAAACAAAGGCUGCUCUGUCAAUGAGCCAGGGCCUCCACAGAUGAACCUAAUGAAGGAUGUGAGUUACUCUGGGACGCUUGGCUACACAAACCCUGAGAUGGAUGUGGAGGACCCUGCCACUAUGUCAUCUCGAGAAGGAGCAGCAGAGUACUAUGGCAACGGGCGGGUGAGAAGUUCAACCAGUCGGAUGGUGGAUAUUGAGUCCCUCCCCACUGACGCAAUAGAGCACAAGCAGCCGCCACGCCCCCACAAACAGAAAAAAAAGAAGAAGGUGCGCAAAAUCCCGGGCGAGGUGAUCAACGACCGGUCUUCGGAGAACGGCAGCAGCUCUGUUCGAGCCCUGCCACACACCUCUGCAGAUCAUGAGUCCUCAGUAGCUGCAGCCACAGUGGUAGCCUCCAUGAGCCAGCGCCUCCCCUUCCCAGCAUUCCCCCUGCGGGGGUCGCUGCCCCCUUUGGCCCCUGUGCAGGCAGCAGGCCCCCCUGCUGAGUAUCACUCUGACUCUGCAGAGUCCCUGGAGGAAAUCCCUGUGGCUCUGGCGCGACUCGGUAGCGCCGCCCUGGCUUCCACCUCCAGCACUACAGCUGCUGCCAACGCCCCACCUGCGCCCUCCCAGCAUGCCUUGCUUUCCUCCACCUCCGCCUCCACCGCUCAGACCACGCCCUCCCCCCAGCCCAGGACCAAGCGAAAGGCAUCAUCGUCUCGCAAGCUAGCGGAGCAGCGGUUCGAGAUGGCCCCACAGCCGCCCUUUGUGUUUGUGAGCAGAAGCAGCGGAGAGCCCACUCCCAGGCCCCGGCACGCCCCCAAGGCAGAGGAGGGCGGUAGCGGUACGGGGGGCAAGCGCAAGCAGACCAGCAAGAGGAGCCUGGACGAGCCCCGAGCCCAGAGCUCCAGAGCAGGAACCCUUGUGGCAUAGCAGAGACUCGCCCCAGAGCGAGUGAACGGGGGGGCAGAGAGACUAAACCCCAGGUCCUGCUCUGGGAACGUCUGGGAAAGACAAGGGCAGCUACCCUUGAUAGAGUUAGAGAGGACAAAGCCAACAGUCCCAGCUAGAGCACUUAGUUCUGACGCUCAGACAGCAGCUAUGCAAACACUACAGAGCAGAAGGAUGCAGUGUCGCUGAGUGAGUUGGGUGUUUCCAGCUGACCCUCUCCCUCAGUACCACAACAUUUCAUUCAAAUUAACCACUACAAUCAGUACGUCGUCACGCAGAUAUCCAUAGGUACUUAUAGCUAUUCACUCUAUACAUUUCACUACUACUAUUCUGUAGCAUUGCACAAGUAUGGUUUUCCCAGUGACAAUAUUACCCUGCUUUUUGGAAAAUAUAUUUAUUCAUGUUCAAUGUUGAAUGCCAAAGGUUAUAUACUGCACAAUCUUUUGUUUGUUUGUUUUAUUUGUUUGUUUGUUUGUUUGUUUUAAAAUGGUACAUUUCCUCUCUGUACACUACCAUGCUACCUUAAAUCAUAUUUUUUCAACCAGUGUUUUUCAUAUCUGCAUUUGUAAGCUUUUGUGUGUGUCAUUAGUGAAGUGCAUUAGGUGGAUAUCACCUGGCCGUUUGUCAGCUUAUGUUAGUUUCUCAUCCAGGACAGGAAUCAGUCAAGAGCACUCCAAGCACUGACUGGAGUGUUCAUUUCUAAAAUUCAUCUCUGGGGUGAAAAAAAUAAUCUGUUGAUAUAAAUCCAUCCGUUUCUAUCUUGACACCUCCACUUUUGAACCUCAUAACAAUUUUUUUACUCUUCACAAAACCCAACAAUAAAAAAAACAUAACCUGGUGUAGCAUUGCA